AUGGCCACAGCUUUGGAGCAUACCAUUGUGCUGGAAGAAGAGCUGAUAUGCCCCAUGUGUCUAGACCUUUACCGAGAGCUUUACCUGUUGCCAUGUGGCCACAGCUUCUGUCUGCAGUGUCUGCGGAACCUAAAGAGUCACUCCGAGCAUGACCAUCUGUGCUGUCCUGAAUGCUGUGAGCGCCACAGCUGCGCCACACAAUGGCAGAAGAACUUCAAGCUCGCCAGCAUCGCUGACAACUUUCGGCACUGUAGAUGUGCCCAGCAGCCCAGCCAGAGCCGACCAGGACCCUCAUGCAUGAGCACUGAAGUGCACUGUGAUUUUUUGUGGUCCAGAAUCACUGGUGAUUCAGCCAAGAGCUCCAGAGUGGUAAUGAUGUGUCUGAAGUGUGAGGUGUCCAUGUGUCCACAACAUGUGCAGCACCACCUUGAGCUCCCUGUCUUCCGAGAGCAUCCACUGGUGGAGCCACUGAGCAAUAUGAGGACGCGAAAGUGCAUUGAGCAUGACGAGAUGUUUCAUUAUUACUGUAUGGAUGAGCGCAAGUUCCUCUGCAAUGCCUGCAUUGUUGAGGGAGGAUACAGCAAGCAUGCUAUCAAAACACUCAAGACUGUCAUGCAGGAUGUAUCUCUGAACACACAGCUGCAGAAGGUGAACAGGAAGCUCAGAAAAGUCGAAAAAAAUGCGCAGAAGCAAAACGAGGUGGAACAGCAAAACAAGGAAGUGGACAAGCAGGUGGACACCCUAGGAGUAGUUCUGAUGACUAGAAUGUACAGAUUCCUGCCAUCACUGAGCGAGUGUGUGCAUGCCUACGAGAGGGAGGAGAGCAUCAACAUCCAGCAGUAUUUGGUGCGAACUGAAGAGAUCCGUAGUCACUUGGGAGUUGUCCGUUCAGGCAUUGAGCAUCUGCUACAGGAAGAUGACCCAUUCCAGUUCAUUGAGAAAUAUAUGUCACGUGCCAAAAGUUACCACAGGCUUCUGAAAAAGCUACUGUUUCAGCCAAAUGUAGCAUCGAUGGAUUUGGAAGUCAUAGAAGAAUAUGAGGGAGUGGAAGAUGAGGAAGAUGACUCUGAUGAAAAUGAUAGUGAUGAAGAUAAGAACAAGGAAGAUAUGAGCGUAUAUGAGGAGGAGGGUGAACACAACGAGUCUGUGUAUGACUAUUCUCCAGAGGAAGAGGAGGCUGAGUGA
Molecule: messenger RNA, 1185 nt
Organism: Neoarius graeffei (lesser salmon catfish)
Lineage: Eukaryota; Metazoa; Chordata; Actinopteri; Siluriformes; Ariidae
Molecular function (GO): zinc ion binding
Source: RefSeq, a predicted model, not a curated record